GCAGUCGGGGUCUCUGGGCGGCUGGCGGGGCAGCUCGGCGUCUUCCCGCCCGGCCCGACUAGCCAGGGGAGCCGCUUGGAACCGUCCGGGUGCCGGCCGCGGCGCGACGGGCUGUCGGCUGCUCUGCGCCCUUCUCGCCGCUUUCAACCUGGUGCUGACUCUUCAACCGGUGAAAUGCCUUCUUAAUUGCAUUCGAGAAAAGGAUCCUGGUUGAGUCAUUGCUUUAUAUCCUAACUGAAUGCUCUUCAUAAAGCUAAGCUAUGCCCACUGUUGAGAGUGAAGCCAAACUAAAAACCAAAGUUUGCUUUGAAGAAUUACUUAAGAUCCACAGUGACCUCAUAGGUGAAGGAAAAAAGACGAAGAAAAAAACUAUCAAAUCUGGAGGAAAAAAAUCACUUGACACUGUAAAAAGCAAUGUGCAGAGUAUUGGAGAAAUUGAAAGUGAUGAUGUAAGUGCUAACACUAAUAAUCCGAAGAACAUGGGAAUCACUAAAAACAAAUCAAGACAUCUACAGUCAACAGCUGAGAAUCCAGAUGAUGAAGAUUGUGUAGAGGAAACCAAGCAGGACAUGGCAAGCAGGAAGGUUGUCAAAACAACGCUCCAGGUGACUGCCCAGAAGAGAGAGCGAGAGGCUCCUGAGAAGAAGCUGGGUUCCACGCAUCAGCAAGCACUAGCCGAGGCAUUGCCAAGGGCUGUUCAUCAGAAAAUUGAGAAGGCAAAUGAAGAAAGAGAAAAUCAAAAUUUAGAUGAUGAAGAAGAAGAACUAAUGCAAAUGUACCAGCUCCAGUUAGCUGAAGAAGUGGCAAAAAUUAAGAAAAAAAUAAGGAAGAAACUCAAAGAGCAGUUGUCUUUAGAUAAUUCCUUGCAUGAUGACAAAUUGAGCAGUGAAAAAAGGAAAAAGAAGAAAGUUCCAGCCCAAUCUAAAGCUGAAACAAGUACAUUGACCAAGUCUGAUGAUACAGUUGAAAAUGAGCAAAAAAAGGAAUCUGGUUCUGGAAUAGUUACUUCUGAUUUUCAUCAAGAUGAUGAAAUAAGUUCAGUGUUACAAAACGUAGAAGAUAGCGUGAAAGAAGACACAAAAUCCAAACCCUCCAAGAAGAAAAAGAAGGCCAAAGCAGUUUCAGAUGAUCAUGAAGAAACUGAUGGGGAUGGUGUUCAUGAAAUAACAAGCCAAGACAGUCCAGUUUAUCCCAAAUGUUUGCUCGGUGAUGACCUUGUCCUGGGAGUUUACAUUCACCGAACUGAUCGACUUAAGUCAGAUUUUUUGAUUUCUCACCCAAUGGUAAAAAUUCAUGUGGUUGAUGAGAAUACUGGUCAGUAUGUCAAGAAAGAUGACAGUGAACGGCCUGUUUCAUCUUACUAUGAAAAAGAGAGUGUGAAUUAUAUUCUUCCUAUUAUGACUCAGCCAUAUGAUUUUAAACAGUUAAAGUCAAGACUUCCAGAGUGGGAAGAACAAAUUAUAUUUAAUGAAAACUUUUCCUACUUGCUCCGUGAUGAUGAUGAUAGCCCUAAAGUCAUCCUGUUCUUUGAGAUUCUUGAUUUCUUAAGCAUGGAUGAAAUUAGGAAUAACUCUGAAGUUAAAAACCAAGAAUGUGGCUUCCGGAAAAUUGCCUGGGCAUUUCUCAAGCUUCUAGGAGCCAAUGGAAAUGUAAACAUCAAUUCAAAACUGCGUUUGCAGCUCUAUUAUCCACCUACUAAACCUCGCUGUCCAUUAAAAGUGCUUGAAGUGUAUGAGUGGUGGUCAAAAUGUCCAAGAAAUCGUUACCCAUCAACCUUGUAUGUGACCAUAAGAGGACUGAAAAUUCCUGAAUGUAUAAAACCAUCUUACCGUUCUAUGAUGGCUCUUCAAGAGGAGAAAGGUAAGCCAGUGCACAGUGAACGUCACCGUGAGUCAAGUUCAGUAGACUCAGAACCUGGAUUAGAAGAUUCAAAGGAUGUUGUAAAGUGGAAUCGACUGCCUGGCCAGGCUUGCCGUAUCCCAAACAAGCACCUCUUCUCACUAAAUGCAGGAGAACGAGGAUGCUUUUGUCUUGCUUUCUCCCACAAUGGAAGAAUAUUAGCAGCAGCCUGUGCGAGCCGGGAUGGAUAUCCAAUUAUUUUAUAUGAAAUCCCAUCUGGACGUUUCAUGAGAGAAUUAUGUGGUCACCUUAAUAUCAUUUAUGAUCUUUGCUGGUCAAAAGAUGAUCGCUAUGUACUUACUGCAUCAUCUGAUGGCACUGCCAGGAUAUGGAAAAAUGAAAUGAACAAUACAAAUACUUUCAGAGUUUUACCUCACCCGUCUUUUGUUUACACGGCUAAAUUCCAUCCAGCUUUGAAAGAACUAGUGGUUACAGGAUGCUAUGACUCUGUGAUCCGGAUAUGGAAAGUUGAUAUGGGAGAGGACCCUGCAAUGCUUAUUCGACAGUUUGACAAUCACAAGAGUUUUAUCAACUCUCUCUGUUUUGAUAUUGAAGGUCAUCACAUGUAUUCAGGAGACUGCACAGGAGUGAUUGUUAUUUGGAACACACAUGUCAAAGUUAAUGAUGUGCAAUAUUCAGUACAUCACUGGAAUGUAAAUAAGGAAAUUAAAGAAAGUGAAUUUAGAGGGAUUCCAAUAAGUUAUUUGGAGGUUCAUCCCAGUGGAAAACGUUUGUUGAUACAUACCAAAGAUAGUACUUUGAGAAUUAUGGAUCUCCGACUAUUAGCUGCAAGAAAAUUUGUAGGUGCAGCAAAUUAUCGGGAGAAGAUUCAUAGUACUUUGACACCAUGUGGGACUUUUCUCUUUGCUGGAAGUGAGGAUGGAAUGGUAUAUGUUUGGAACCCAGAAACAGGAGAACAAGUAGCAGUGUAUUCUGAUCUGCCUUUCAAGUCACCUGUUCGAGAUAUUUCUUAUCACCCACUUGAAAAUAUGGCUGCAUUUUGUGCAUUUGGGCAGAAUGAGCCAAUUCUUUUGUAUAUUUACGAUUUCCAUGUUGCCCAACAGGAGACUGAAAUGUUGAAACGCUACAAUGGAACGUUUCCUGUACCUGGGAUACAGCAAAGUCAGGAUGCUUCGUGCCCCUGCCCUAAAUUGCCAUGUCAAGGCUCUUCUCAGAUUGAUGACUAUGUCCACACUGAAAACUCAUCAAUGAAGAUGCAGCAAGUGAAACAAAGACUUGAUUCUGUCACAGAGGUGAUAAGAGCCUCUGCAGCAAAGGUCAACAAAAAUUUCUCGCUUACUUCAACACCAGUCUCCUCACAACAGUCUAAGUUAAAACAGUCAAACGUGCUGGCCGCUCAUCAGACCCAACGUCAUUUUGGUUUCACUGAGACUGGUAUUAUCAGCACAGAAAGAAAACCUUAUAACCACCAUACAGAUACAGCACCAAUGGUAGUGGCUCUUUAUGACUACACAGCGAAUCGAUCAGAUGAACUAACCAUCCAUCGCGGAGACAUUAUCCGAGUGUUUUUCAAAGAUAAUGAAGACUGGUGGUAUGGCAGCAUAGGAAAGGGACAAGAAGGUUAUUUUCCAGCUAAUCAUGUGGCUAGUGAAACACUGUAUCAAGAACUGCCUCCAGAGAUAAAGGAGCGAUCUCUCCCUUUAGCCCUUAAAGAAAAACACAAAAAGGAAAAACCUUUCUUGGCUCCUCAGAAGUCACUCGUUAAAGACAAGUCCCAGGAUCUCAGGCUGGGUUCACAGUCUGUGACACACUCUGAAAGGAGUAAAGAACAAACCCUUGAGGACCGAGAACACAUAAUGGAUAUGCAGGUGAAGAAGAAUGAGCAAACAUACUGAAAAUCACAUUAACAGAGCAUUGAAGAAUGAAGAUUCAGAAGUAAAAUGACUGUUUAAAUCAAAUCAAAUUUCUCUUCAAAGUUCAGAAUCUUGAAACAGUAAGGGGGAAAGGAAGGAUUCCCUAUUUGUGUCCUUAUGAAAGAAUCUAGAAAAAUCUAAAGUAAGGUGGUCUUUUGAACUUAAUUGUUAUAAACCUUUGUGACUACUGUUGGUCCAAGAAUUUGGUACUUUUAUUUACUAGUAAUUACAUCAAAAUUACAUUACCACUAUUGGAAAAUCAAUAAAGAAAAAACCGUAAUUGUUAUCAGCAAAUGUGAAGGUAAAGUGUUUACAUCGUUUUCUGCUAAAUAAUAUUAUUGUAACUGUAAUUAAGUUUAUAUGCAUAAUAUUUUGCUCAGAAAAUGAAAUAUAUGCUUUUGAAAUUUAUUGGGUAGUGAGAAUGGUCCCAGGAAUAAAAACUUUAAAAGAGCACAAUUUGCUUUUUAGAAUUAAAAUUUCUAUUUCGAAUGAAUCCUAUAUGUUAUAUGAUACACAUAAACUAAGAGUGGUUUGUGGAUAGACCAACAACGGUGUUCCAAAUGACUUUUUAGAAAAAAGCAUUUCCUAUUGAAGCAUAUUAGUAGUUUAUAUGUCAAUACUGUUUAAUAUUUAUAUUUGUUUCUUAAAUUAUUACAUUGCCUAUUUUUUAAAGCGUGAUGUAAUUUUCAUAUAUGCACUUAUACAUCUGUCAAUAAAAUAUCAACUCCAAGAAGGUCAAGACUAAUAGAAAAUUAGAAAACUUAUUUACCAAAGCAGACAAUUGACUCCAUUAAAAUCAGAAGUGAGAAAAAGCAUGCUGGGCAUUGGGGUGUAAAUUUUGCCCAGAUGUAUAUCCGAUGUGAAAAAUCUUCUAGUAAAAAUAUGUUUGGCUCUUAUCCCUGCACAUGUUGUAGAGGCAUGAGAACUCAUAAACAUGCCCCUGCUCUGUGGACUCUUGAGAAAAGGGGGGCCUCUUGAGUGGUGAGUGGCACCGAGACAGCCACAGCCUCCAGAGGAGCCAGGGAGGCUGCGUGCAGGUGCUGUCUGUGCUUCAGGUACAGCUGGGCUCCAGUCCCCCUGGUAUAAGCUUUUUUUCUCUCUUGUGAAUGCCCUUGGUGAUUAAAAAUAAAAAUAAGCAUAUCUGUGCAGUUUCAGCUGACUUUAGAGAUGUGUGGUGUUUCUCUCAUUUUGGUUUUAAUCAGAGAGAAUUUCAACAAGUUGCAGAAAGAUUUUAAAUCAAGAAAAGUGAAAUAGUAACAUCCAGGGAGGGAAGCAUUUGUUGAGAUCUCAGUCUUCAUAUGAACAGUGAAAGGUUAUUUUAUAUUGCAACUACUAAAGAGAAAAAUAACAGUUGAAACAAAUACUACAAAAAGGUGGUUUACCUCAGAGCUCAGUCCUUUCCUCUCGUCCUUGCCAAAACAAGACUCAGGCUACAUUAACUAACAGAGCAAUAAAGUGACCUUACCACACACACUCCCGGAGGUGUGCUGGGCUCUGAGCAUCACAGGGCCCUCCGCUUCAUAAGUUCAAAUUACAUUCAAGCAGGGGAAUCGUGUGUGUUUACACAGAUUGCACUGGGAGGGUUAUGAUAUUGCACAUUUUCUUAGCACAAAAUUAGUUUUCUUUGUUUUACUUCAUUCUGAAUUUUGUCCUAUUUUAUGAAGUCUGUUUUUUCCACACAGAAACAGUUUAACGCUACCUAUUUAAAGCCAUUCAUAGAAAUUGAAAUUCCGAUUUUUGAUUCUACCCAUCUUGAAGAUUAAAGUUCCUUCAGGGUCAAAAUAAUAUAGUAAAAUAGAAUUUUCAAUGCUAAGAUUAGAAUCAAGUUUUUGAAAGAUUUGAAACAUGAAAUAUUCUACACUAUGAAUGUUUAAAAAUGAAUCUUUUAAGUGAAAUAAGUGUUUCUAAAUGCUGAAGACUUGUUACUUGCAAAAACCUACAUAAGUUCCUUUCCAUAAAAGUGAAUACUUAACCUUCAUUUUAUUUUUUACUUUUAUUGAAAAUAUUUUCUGUUUAGGAAUUCAGCAAGGCUAUCUCUGGGGGAAUAACUUUGCAUUUUAUAUCUGUAUAUUUUUAUGUAUCUUUAGUCAUACAUUUAACUCACGACUUUUCUUUUUUGGUUUUAACACUGACUUUAUAUAGACAGGGAGAG
This is a messenger RNA of Condylura cristata (star-nosed mole), 5925 nucleotides long. It is a transcript of the gene AHI1, whose product is annotated as Abelson helper integration site 1. Gene Ontology annotation, cellular component: ciliary basal body. The transcript is spliced from 27 exons. Gene Ontology annotation, biological process: motile cilium assembly. Gene Ontology annotation, molecular function: protein binding. The record is from RefSeq and is a predicted model, not a curated record. Bases 261 to 3755 code for a protein of 1164 amino acids. Lineage: Eukaryota; Metazoa; Chordata; Mammalia; Eulipotyphla; Talpidae.